Haemorhous mexicanus (house finch) is the source of this 2472-nucleotide messenger RNA. RefSeq names its product lysophosphatidylcholine acyltransferase 1 (gene LPCAT1). Gene Ontology annotation, molecular function: calcium ion binding. The coding region runs from base 200 to 1783 and encodes 527 amino acids. The record is from RefSeq and is a predicted model, not a curated record. Lineage: Eukaryota; Metazoa; Chordata; Aves; Passeriformes; Fringillidae. The transcript is spliced from 14 exons.
GCUGCCGGCGCGCAGAGCGCAUGCGCGGGCGGCCGGGAGGGCGGGGGCCGGCGUUCAGCGGGGAGCGCUCUGGCCGCCGGUGCCGCCCGCACUCCGCGCUCCCGCCCGGCGCCGCCGCUACCCGGGACCGGUGGCCGCCGCCUCCGCGCAGAGCCCGCGCCCUCUCCCGCUCCGCGUCCUCCCGUCGUCCUGCCCCGCCAUGAAGUUGAGCAGCCGCGGCCGGGGAUGCUGCGCGGGCGGCAGCCGGGAGCGCGGGCCGCCGCCGCGGAGCCCCUUCGUGCACCAGCUGCGCUUCAGCCCCCUGGAGAAAGCCAAGAUUGCCUUCAUGACCUUGACUCUGUUUCCUAUCCGACUCUUUUUUGCUGCUUUUAUGAUGCUGCUGGCCUGGCCUUUUGCGUUCAUUGCCUCAAUGGGAUCUGACGAGCAAGAGCUUGAAAAGCCCCUCUCCUGGUGGCGAAAGAUAGUGGAUAUUUUGCUGAAAGCAAUAAUGAGAAUGAUGUGGCUUGCUGGUGGAUUCCACUGGAUAAAUGUAAAAGGCAGACGGGCGUUGCCAGCAGAAGCAGCAAUAUUGACAGUGGCUCCCCACUCUUCCUACUUUGAUGCCAUUCCAGUAACCAUGACCUUCGCCUCCAUUGUGAUGAAGGCAGAAAGCAAAGACAUUCCUGUUUGGGGAACUCUGAUCAAAUAUAUCCGACCAGUAUUUGUAUCUCGGUCAGACCAGGAUUCUCGCAGGAAAACUGUUGAAGAGAUAAAGAGGCGUGCCCAGUCUGAUGGUAAAUGGCCACAGAUAAUGAUAUUCCCAGAGGGCACUUGCACAAACCGAUCCUGUCUAAUUACAUUCAAACCUGGAGCGUUUAUUCCUGGGGUUCCUGUGCAGCCAGUGGUUUUACGUUAUCCAAACAAACUGGACACAAUCACAUGGACAUGGCAAGGGCCAGGAGCGUUUGAAAUUCUGUGGCUUACUUUAUGUCAAUUUCACAAUUCUGUGGAAAUUGAGUUUCUACCUGUGUAUAUUCCUUCAGAAGAAGAAAGAAAAAAUCCAGCGUUAUAUGCCAAUAACGUCAGGCGUGUAAUGGCAGAGGCGUUGGGAGUUCCAGUGACAGACUACACAUUUGAAGACUGUCAGCUGGCUUUGGCUGAGGGACAGCUUCGUCUACCUGCAGAUACGUGUCUUUUAGAAUUUGCAAAGCUUGUGAGAAGCCUUGGGCUGAAGCCAGAAAAACUUGAAGAUGAUCUUGAUAAAUAUGCUGCCAGUGCCAUGAAAAUGAAGAAAGAAAAGGUUAAUCUCAAAGAAUUUUCAGCCUACUUGGAAUUUCCAGUUUCUCAGACAUUAGAAAGUAUGUUUGCACUUUUUGAUGAGAAUGAAGAUGGUGUAAUUGACAUUCGGGAAUUUGUCAUUGCUCUGUCAGUUGUCUGUAAGCCGUCCAAAACUCUGGAAACAAUUCAGCUGGCAUUUCAGCUGUACCAGUCAGAAGGCGGAACUGUAACAGAAGAGGAUUUAGCUCAUAUUCUGAAGACUGCCAUGGGUGUGUCACAAAUUGAUGUUACACAUCUUUUUAGAGCUGUAGAUGAAGAGGAAAAAGGAAAGAUUACAUAUGAUGACUUCUACACAUUUGCUGUGUUGCACCCACACUUUGCAGAAGAAUAUCUCUAUGCUGAUCAGAUGGGAGCUGAGAGCAGCUUGGAGAUUUCACCUCUUUCUGCUCCUAAUGGUAUCUGUACUGACUUCAGCCCUGACAACGCUGGAGAUAGAAGCAAGCCCUUGCAGAAGAAACUGAAUUAACACUAUAAUUGUUACCUUCCUCUCCUGGUGAGAGGGUUGUAUUUUCUUGGAAUUUUCAUAAGUCACUCCAAUUAUACAGCAAAUACCAGUUUUGUGUGUGAAAGUUCUACCUGAAUACCAUCCUUUGAAUCAUAUGUGCUGUGUUUAACAACAUGUUCCAGGUUACUUUGGGAAAGGUGUUUUUAUUUUUUUUAAAAAGGUCUUUGAAAGGCAAAAAUGUGAAUGUGCUUCAUUAUUAAUGUUCAUAUUUAAAAGGAAGCGGCACAACUUAUUUAUAUUCCAUUGGCUAGUUCCAUGUACCAAGUGUCGCACAAACUGUGCAUGUAUAAAGAAAAUGUAGCUACUAUGGUGUAAAGUGCACUUUGGUGAUUAGUGUUUUCCCUAGUUAUGGGGAUGUUUAUUUGGGGCCAAACUUUGCUGUCCAUAUCUGAAUAGUCAGUCUUGUUGAUUUUGGUGGGAAUUAUUCUCUUGAGCAAGGUAAGCAUACUUCGGCCCUUUGUUUUGGUUCCAGUUUGGAAACAGUAAUACAAAAACUUGCUAAGGAUUACUUUUUUCUUUUUAUUGCUGAAUGGCAAAAUUGUUUCUCUUUCCAUGGUAGAAUGAAAAGGAGAGGCUCCUUAUCCCUCACCCCAGCACUUUUCUACUGUAAUCUUCCGGAUGCAAUUAAACAUGAAUUCUUUCCAAACUGA